AUGUCAGUGAUUUCGGGUAAAUUACCAGAAUCAACGCCGACACUUUUGUCGAUCUCUUUAACAGACAAAGUCAUCAGCAGAAGCUUAAAGUCCUGCGUAACCAAGGCAUCUACUGUAGACUUGUCUACAAAGGAAUACUUUGUCCGAUAUGCUCUAUAUGCAAUUGGCCUGCUGGAGUCUCGUCUUGACGCUGCUGAUAACUCAUGGUUUCCUCUCUUGAGCAAAUAUAACCAGAAGUUAGACAAGAGGGGGGAAGUACACAACCAGCUGCGUCAAACAUGCCGCCAGGCUACUGAUACUCUACAUAAGGCCCGUGAGGCAAAGGAUGCCAAGUUUGGAGAUAACGUGUCAAAGCUGCUAAUAAAGCUUUGGAACGAGGUUGAACCGACCUUUAAUGACGAAGCAGCUCUUCUCAACAGCAUUGGACCCAAGGUUUUACAGGAGGACCUUAGCAUAAUUGAAGAGGAGGAUAAAAUACGCCGUCUGGCAAUGAUGAAAAAGGACGGACAUCUGUGGUGUGCAACGUAUCUUAUGCGAUGCCUGACUGUGGAAGAGCGGCAGCAAUUCCCCCCCGGUGUACCCAGUAUAGCCAAGUCAGCGAUGCUGGUAGCAGGCAAUUGGAAGUUCAGCAGAGAAUUCCAGUUUGCACCAAGCUUUACGACGCCUGCAGAGAAUAAUAUCUAG
This is a messenger RNA of Fusarium proliferatum ET1, 684 nucleotides long. RefSeq lists its product as uncharacterized. The record is from RefSeq and is a predicted model, not a curated record. Lineage: Eukaryota; Fungi; Ascomycota; Sordariomycetes; Hypocreales; Nectriaceae. The transcript is spliced from 3 exons. The coding region runs from base 1 to 684 and encodes 227 amino acids.